CCUUUUUCUAGGCCGCACUCUGCUGCAAGGUUAACUCACCGCUGCUUCCCGGCGCUCUCCAGAGACACGGCUGUCCCUGCCUCGAACGGCUGUCCCCUAGACCCUCAUCCAUCUGUUCUCUCAGACACAAUGAGGCUCUCACGGCUUCUGACGUUCGCCCUUUACGCCGGGCUGGCGUCGUCCUACGGCAGCCGCGCGGCCAUGGAGCGUGCCCUGUACUUUCUCAUCUACGAGAUGGAGGACAUGUUCAGUAUUGAGGGCGUCGGCAACGGCGACAGCCCCAAGCUCGCCGCUGGCUGUCCUGCCGUCGGUGAAGGCGACCGGAGAGGCCUGACGACGUCUUCCAAGCGCUGCAGCCUCGCCCAGUUUCUUGAUUGGACCUGGCGCAAAACGCCGACGAAGAUUGGCGGCGUCGACUACUUUGACACCAAACCCGAUCUAAGCAGUGUGAAGUGGCCCCAAUCCGAGGCGGUCAUGACGAGCAGCUCGAUGAAAGCCCAGCAGAUUGCGCCCUAUAUCGAGAACGCGCAGGACGGUACCGGCCAGAAGUUGACCCGUAAAGUCGACAUAACAAAAAACGAUGGUACUCCGGGCAAGAUCCAGCAGCACGGCUACACCGGGAACGUCGCCGAGGCCGACAGACUCUGGGCCAACUCUGGUCACCCGAGUGGCUUCGACGGCUACACCCGAUCCAUAGAGAAGAUCGCGGAUCGCGCCAAAGAACUCAAUGACCACUGGCAAAAGGCCAUCGAUGAUGGGAAGGUCGACAUCAAGGGCGCCCACGAGGCGGCCCACGACCGCAUCACAAAGCAGCUGUCAGAGGCCAAGCUCGCGGCGGAGAGGGUGGUGGUCUUGCGCAAGGUGGACCAGAUGAGGGCCAUCAAGCAAAGCGCUACAUGGAGGCAAAAGCUCGGGGGAAACUAUGCUGUCUGGGACGUAGACGGCGACGGCGUCGCCUAUAUGAAAAGGGAAGAGACGCGCCAGAAGAUGGUAGCUGCUGGCCAAACUUAUUCCGAGGCGAAGGAGCUCCUCGACAAUACGUGGAAAGAGGUCGAAGCGAGCGACAAGUAUCAGACCCACGAGGCCGCGGUGAAGAAGGCGGAAGAGAUGAACCUGAAGAUGAGGGGCAUCGGCGUGGCAUGUUAGUGAUUGUGGGCAUUGGAGACCUUGGCGAGGCCGGGAAGUUCGUUGUUGGGGAGUGAAUCACGGGAAUGGAAUAAUUGUUGUCGAUGUUGGAUCUGUAAAAACAACUGCCUCUAUGGCACCUUCCUAUUUGCGCAGCUGUAUUCUCGCCGGAUUGUCGCCGGCAUUGGCCAAUGACAGAGGACUGUUUAGGCAACUAGCCCAAUCCGGAUGCUGUCGUGUUCCCCGCGGACACGAGGCCAGCGGGGCUAUGCAGGUAUGUACAGGUCCCAGGGAUCACAAACCUUAGUACGGUGGAUCCUGGUGGUACAUCAGUUUGGCUUGGUUUUCUAAGGAAAAAAAUGUAUCUUGC
Gaeumannomyces tritici R3-111a-1 is the source of this 1495-nucleotide messenger RNA. RefSeq lists its product as hypothetical. The record is from RefSeq and is a predicted model, not a curated record. The transcript is spliced from 2 exons. Bases 130 to 1146 code for a protein of 338 amino acids. NCBI's taxonomy places the organism in Eukaryota, Fungi, Ascomycota, Sordariomycetes, Magnaporthales, Magnaporthaceae.